AUGUCGGCCAACAACACCACCAACCUCGUCGGCAACGCCGGCGAAGUCCUCAAGAAGAACGUCAAGGAUCUCCUUGCCACUGGCCUUUUCUCGGACUUGACCAUCGUCUGCGGACACAAGGAAUUCAAGGUCCACAAGUCCAUCCUCUACUUACAGAGCGAUUACUUCAAGAAGUUGCUGGGUGGCGAAUUCCGCGAGGCCAACUCGAGCACCAUUCCAUUCGAUGAGGACCCCGAUACCUUCCACGCACUGAUCCACUUCCUCUACAACUUCACCUGGUGCCCGAGCAUGGUGGAGCCGACCCAGGUCGUGGCCGUCUACCAACUCGCCGACAAGUACCUUGUCCCACCACUUUACCAACUCGCCGCCAGCCGGUUUAAGCAGGCCUGCGACCCCAAGGGCAACACCGAAACCUUCAUCGACGCCAUCGACGCCGUCCUUGAGUCCACUGCGCCUGGUGACGACACGUUGUGGAACAUCGUCUUCCCUAUGAUCAAGCAGAACAUGCGUCUCCUGACCAAGAACGCCAGCUUCGUGGACUUGCUGCAGAAGCACGAGGACCUCAACAUUCGUCUCCUCGAGGAGAUGAGUGUGAGUGAGCCGGCCGAGCACACUGCGAUUGACCCUGAUCUACUGGCUGAUGGCGGCGGGUGGGGCUCGAUCUAUGGCGGAGGCGGCAGGAAGUUGGGGUGA
This is a messenger RNA of Fulvia fulva, 693 nucleotides long. RefSeq lists its product as uncharacterized. The transcript is spliced from 3 exons. NCBI's taxonomy places the organism in Eukaryota, Fungi, Ascomycota, Dothideomycetes, Mycosphaerellales, Mycosphaerellaceae. Gene Ontology annotation, molecular function: protein binding. The record is from RefSeq and is a predicted model, not a curated record. The coding region runs from base 1 to 693 and encodes 230 amino acids.